Blastocystis hominis is the source of this 524-nucleotide messenger RNA. RefSeq lists its product as hypothetical. Lineage: Eukaryota; Bigyra; Opalinata; Blastocystidae. Gene Ontology annotation, cellular component: nascent polypeptide-associated complex; cytosol. The record is from RefSeq and is a predicted model, not a curated record. Bases 21 to 491 code for a protein of 156 amino acids. The transcript is spliced from 4 exons.
GAAUUAAGUGAAUUGACAAGAUGGAACCAGUGUCUGAUGAUAUUCAGAAAGCUCGUGAGGCUCUUAAGAACAGAUUUGCAACUGCUGGACGCGUCGGAAAGGGAAUGGGAAGACGCACAAAGAAAGUGGUGCACAAAAAGAACGGCUCUGACGAUGCCAAGCUGAGAAUGAACCUGAACAAGGUUGGCUGCCGCCAGAUCGGUGGUAUUCAGGAGGUGAACUUCUUCCCCACCGAGGGAGAGAUUUACCACUUCGAGAAGUGCGACUGUUGGAUUAGCCCCGAGACGAACACCACUGCUGUUUUCGGAACCCCUGAGAGAGCUCCCAUUACCAAGUACCUUCCUGGAAUCUUCAACCAGCUUGGUUUGGCCGGUCUCAUGAACAACCAGAACUUGUUCAAGGGUGCUGAGGAGAAGAAGGCUGAGGCCCAGGAGGAGGAGGAUGUUCCUGAACUUGUGGAGAGCUUCGAAGAAGUCAGCAAGGAGGAAUAAACAGGAUACCGGGUUUGUCAUUCUGAUAUUGGA